Molecule: messenger RNA, 1113 nt
Organism: Cynocephalus volans (Philippine flying lemur)
Lineage: Eukaryota; Metazoa; Chordata; Mammalia; Dermoptera; Cynocephalidae
Gene: TMEM229A
Product: transmembrane protein 229A
Exons: 1
Coding region: 1-1113 (370 amino acids)
Source: RefSeq, a predicted model, not a curated record
AUGGCGGGCAGCGACGUGGACAGCGAGGGGUUAGCACGGAGCGGCGGCGCGGCGCGGCGUCCGGGGGCUCCCAGCGGGCCGGGAGGCGAGGCGGCCGCGGGCUGUCCCGAGCCGCUGUCCACUGCUGAAGCGCCGGCCGUGGGCACCGCGCUGCCCGCCUGGAUGCGCCUCUACUUCUACGGGAUGCACGGGAUCACCCUGGACGUGCUCGUGUCCUCGGCGCGGCGGUUCGCUCGCAGCCCGGACCUGCGGAUGCUAGGCUUCUCCUCGCCCUACCGCUGCCUCCUGCACUCGCUCACCCACUUCGCCUUGGAGAAGGUCUACCUGCAGCAGCGCCGCUGCCACAGCGCCUUCGUCUUCAAUUUCCUCCUCUACCCCUCGGCCCACGUGGGGCUGCAGACGCUGGCGGGCCAGGCGCUGCUGCUCAGCCUGGGCAGCGGGCCGGGGGCCGCGGCGGCGCCGGGGGCGCUGGACCUGGCGCUGCAGUACGUGCUGGCGCUCUACCACUGCCAAGUGUUCCUGAAGCGCUUCCUGCGCCUGCGGUACCGGCGGCAGCGGCGGCAGCAGCAGCUGAGGGGCGCGCUACCUACCCCUCCGGGCGCCCGGGCCCCUGUGGCGGCCGGUGCCAGGCGACGACGACUCCGUGGCCCCAGAGGCACCGGGGGAGUCCCCAGCCAGGGGCUGCCGGACCCGCUCCGCUUUCUUUUCUUCGGAAUGCACGGCUUCCUGGAUGAGAUCUUCUUCACCUUCUUCUUUAACGUGCUCGGGCAGGGGCACGGGGCCACCACUGGCCACACGUCGCUCUGGUCCUUCUUUAUGUACGGCAGCUGCAGUUUCGUGGUUGAAAAGCUCUACUUCCACCUCCACUACAGCCGCGGUUGGGGCACCUGGAAGCGGGUGCCCGUCUACGUGAUCUUCAUCUACGCCUGGGAGCUGUCCUGGGGUCUGGGACUCCGCCUGUGCGGGGCUUGUUCUUGGGACUAUUCCCACUACCCGCUCAAUUUCAUGGGCCUCAUCACCCUGAUGUAUUUACCUGGUUGGAUAUUCCUUAGUGUGUACCAGGACCUACUUUCCAACGUGUUGUGGCGAGUGCAGUACGUGCCGACUAACUAA